AAUGUGUCAUUAUCUAGAGGUUUAAGAGUUAAUGAAAUUCCUAUUAGCUGUUUUGAACAGUUAUGCACUUGUCAUAUUUGUCCAGUUUUUUGAACAGUGAUCAUUUGGUCCAUCAACGACAAUACAGUUAGUGUGUUUUCACACAGAACUCUCUGAUUGCAACAUGACACCCACCAACACCAACAUACAGAAGGCGACAACAUUUCUUUUUCUGUUCUGAGGGGGUGGGGAGCGUGUGGGCCAUGUGAAAGGUGCAAGAGAGCCUCUGUUAGAGCAGUUGUGCUGCUAGAGAAAUGAAAGAGGCCAACGGCUACAAAGAACAUGGAAAUCAGGAAUGAACUGGAUUUUCUUUCUCUUGGAUGCAAGGAGUAAACGGAAGUUUUGGGCUGCGAGAAGAUAAAGAGGUAGUGCAGAUUCCGGAUACAGAUACAGAUCAGAGGACAGCUAGGCCUUGAAGGACACGGAGUGUAAGAAAAGGAAACUACUAAAGUAGCACAUGCCAUUUUUAUACCUGGAUUAAAUGCAACAAUAUAUGUGACUGUAAUUACAGAAGCAUAUCUUCAACAUACAUUGCCAGAAAAGUGAUUCCAGUGAAUGAGAACACCCUUUUUCAAUCAGUUGAAAAACACACUUGCAUUGGUCAUUGGACAAGCUUAAAUAAAUUGUGAUUUUUUUGUAUCAUUUACAUCAGGACAAUUUUACAAUGCCAACACACUGCAGCAGUCACUGAGGAGGUUGUGUUGGAUUCUGAAAGAGACUGGACUUUAACAACAACCAAUCCAUUAUCUGUAAUUUGCUGGUAUAGUUAAGGAAACGAUACAAAUGUUUCUAAACUCUAUCCUUGUGGUCAUUACUGACCUGGCAGCUGGACUUCUUGGCAAUGCAUCAUUUCGACGUCAUUUUCAUUUGUUGCUGUCAUCAUUGCUCUUGUUCGGGCCCCUCCUGAGCCUAUGGGUUUCCCAUUAUAGUAUCUUUGCAAAGAGGACACACUUUCUUUACAGGGUGUUCCUGCGCUCAGGUUGGGGCUGGACCUGCAUCUUUGUUGGCUCUUUUGUCUUCGUCCUUUCUUUCUCAGUUCGUCGCUCUCUCACACUUUCCCUGCGACACCUUUCUCGGCUAGCUGUGGCAGGUGGACUGUGGCUGGGCUUCCGCAAACUGCUUUGUCUGUUGGAAAAUGCCACUGGGAGCUGCUAUGAGCCCCUCAGUUCCACUCUUGAGUUGGCUUCAGGGACCAAUGGAGAUCAGCCUUUACUGCUUUUACGAGAAGGUGAAACAAAGGAGGCAUGUGUCCGCUCUGGCAUGUUGUGGCGUGGCUAUGAAGUAUCUGAAGAUGCACUCCUACUGUGUUUGUGCUGCCUGCUUCUAGCUGAGGAGACUGCAGUAUUUGGGCCCUACCUGAGCCUGGGUGGACCCUCUGGAGCCCCACUGCGCAUCCUUUUCCUGUUCUGCGUCCUGCUGUUGAGUCUUUGGGUGUUUCUGCUGCUCUGCCUGCUGGCUUACUUCCCACAGUUUCCUACUCAGCUUUUGGGGGGUGCCCUGGGUUGUUUGAGCUGGAGAGUAUUGUAUCAGGGCUGGUACAGACUUGGACCUAGUUGGUACUGCCCUGGGAGGCCAGGGGUGGGACUUUUGUCAACACAGAGCAAACAGGAACAGACAUCUGAGACGCUGUGUGAAAGUAAUGCUAAAGAGAUCAACUAGAGAAGGCUUGAGCUAUUUGCUUGGUACAAUUUGGUCUUAACUAUUCAUAGUGGUGCUGCAGUAUACCAGUGGAAACCACAGAAUAUCUGGCCAAAUCUCUAUCAAUACAAGAUGAAUGCCUAUUUGAUCCAAAUUGUUGGCCUUUAUACAUUAAUGCGUGCUUACUAAACCCCCUGUCAAAUGGAAUAAGAUGGUCAAGAAG
Molecule: messenger RNA, 1900 nt
Organism: Carassius carassius (crucian carp)
Lineage: Eukaryota; Metazoa; Chordata; Actinopteri; Cypriniformes; Cyprinidae
Gene: fitm1l
Product: fat storage inducing transmembrane protein 1, like
Exons: 2
Coding region: 823-1698 (291 amino acids)
Biological process (GO): phospholipid biosynthetic process; lipid droplet organization; lipid storage
Cellular component (GO): endoplasmic reticulum membrane
Source: RefSeq, a predicted model, not a curated record